AUGCUGGUUCCAUUUUUCACUAUCACAUUCCUGUCAUUAGCGCUCUCGGCCUCAGCAUCACCUGCUCGACGAACUACAACUUUCUGUGAACAGUUGGUGGUAUCUUGUGCAGCCGCCGGGCCUCAAUCCAUUACCAAUCCUUGGACCAUUCCAGCUUGUAUAUUUGGAGCAACAUGUUUUGGCGGAAGUAGCCCGGUUGACGCUUUUCUUAUCGCUGUUGCAACUGAGAGGGGUGAUCCUAGCUCUGCACAUGCGUCACUCAGUCUUCCUGUACUCACCGUCGAGACAUUUAACAAUAUAAGCACCGACCGAGUUGUAAUUACGCAGCAAAACUUUAUUGAUGGUGUAUACUCCGCGUUGGAUGCGAGCAAUGGACCGUACCCAGACGUGUCAUCUGUCAUCUCCUCGUUCCAAAGUAUCAGCGUAUGGACUCAGUUUUGCAGCAAUCGGGGGAUUCCAUGGAAGAAUUUUGCCGACUACUUCAAAUACUCUGCCACUGUCGAUUCUCCCGGAUGCACAUCUCCUGCCUAUCCAGUUGUAACGAAUGAACCAUCGUGUCAGAAGAUCUUCGAAGAAUGUUUACGUACGGUCAAUUUUAACCUCUACAAUAUUUGGACCGUCAAACCUUGUGUUUUCGCUGCCGUUUGUUUUCCUGGUGACAUAAACGUCGACAAAAUGUUGACUGCUGUGUAUGUCUACCGAACUGGAAAUGACCCUUCCACGGCACCGAAGAGCUCCGAUCAACCUUCCCUGUCCCAAGCACAGUUUGCGUCAAUCUCAACAAACGGAAAUACAGUCACAACUCAAAACUGGAUCGAUGGGUACUACGAGCUGCUUUCUGGUGCUGGUGGCCCAUUUCCUACAAGCGCGGAUAUUGUUGUUGAAUACUUCAGGCGCGUUCGAAAUUGGACAGGAUUCUGCGGACUUGAUGGGGUUCGUUAUCAAGCGUUUGCCUACUACUUUAAUUGGUCAUCCACCAAUUCGUAUCCUGUUAUAUGCCCAUGA
This is a messenger RNA of Psilocybe cubensis, 1005 nucleotides long. RefSeq lists its product as uncharacterized. The record is from RefSeq and is a predicted model, not a curated record. The coding region runs from base 1 to 1005 and encodes 334 amino acids. NCBI's taxonomy places the organism in Eukaryota, Fungi, Basidiomycota, Agaricomycetes, Agaricales, Agrocybaceae. The transcript has 3 exons.